UGCAAAGACCAAAUUUUGAGAUGUAGAUACCGUACAAUACGCUUUGUGGUGCACAUUAAACCUCAUUUCACAUUUAUACAUAUUCCACCAAACUCUCAUCACUUUACCCUCAUCUGGUGAAAGAAGGAACUCUGGUAACAUGGAAGCUUGUUUUCUCUCUCACAAUUCCUUCACCAAAACCACAGAUCAACUCAUACCCACACUCCGAAAUGGCUCUCUACCAUAUCCAAAGAGAUCUUCUCAACAAUUCCAGUGUAGAAAAGUUAGAAUUCCAUCUCCUAUAUCUUGCUGCCACAUAUCAUCUCCAUCACCGUUGGAUGAUGACAAACCGAGCCUGAACGGUGAUUGGCGAUCUUUCCGUGCAAAAUUGGUGGCCAGAGAGCAAUUGCUGAGGCCUGAGGAGGCUUCUUCAGUGAGUGAUCUAGACACUGUUGUGGAUCACUCUCCACUCAUCAGCAUGGGUGAUAAAUGGGCCCACAUAAUCCAUGAGCCUGAAAAGGGUUGCUUACUAAUUGCAACUGACAAGCUUGAUGGGGUUCAUAUUUUUGAACGGACAGUGAUCCUUCUUUUAUCAACCGGCCCAUUAGGCCCAUCAGGGAUCAUACUCAAUAGACCAUCGUUGAUGUCCAUCAAGGAGACAAGAUCAACGGCUCUUGAUGUGGAGGGCACGUUUUCUAACAAUCCGUUGUUCUUUGGUGGGCCUUUGGAGGAAGGGUUGUUUUUGCUGAGUCCAGAAGAGGGUGGUGGUGGUGAUGGGGUGGGAAAGAGUGGGGUUUUUGAAGAGGUGAUGAAGGGGUUGUAUUAUGGGGCAAGAGAAAGUGUGGGUUGUGCUGUGGAAAUGGUUAAAAGGAAUGUGGUUGGGCUUGGAGAUUUUAGGUUCUUUGAUGGGUAUUGUGGGUGGGAGAAAGAGCAAUUGAAGGAUGAAAUAAGGGCUGGUUAUUGGACUGUGGCUGCUUGUAGCCCAAGUGUUGUUGGGCUUGGGAGUGUUGGAAGUGUUGGGCUCUGGGAUGAAGUUCUUGGGCUUAUGGGCAGAAGGAAGGUCAAAUGAGGCAAAACAAUAGGUGCAAGAAUUUGACCAAAAAUAUCAUGGUGCGAUAAAAUAUGAUGAGCUCUUAGACUCAAAACUAGUAUGAGUUGCCACAGAAACUCCAAAGUCAAGUGAACUUGUUAUGAGGCUCUGAAAAUUUGAUGGCAUAAGAAACUUGAUUGUGGGAUUUGGUUAAAUUCUUGUGAGAUGUAAACGUUGUAAAUUAUAAUUAUUUUCCUACUUGUGUUCUUUAUGUGCCUAAUUGCCGUGUUUAGUUUUUUGGUGAUGCUAA
This is a messenger RNA of Abrus precatorius (Indian licorice), 1319 nucleotides long. Its product is annotated as UPF0301 protein BF2109. The transcript is spliced from 2 exons. The record is from RefSeq and is a predicted model, not a curated record. Bases 140 to 1048 code for a protein of 302 amino acids. Lineage: Eukaryota; Viridiplantae; Streptophyta; Magnoliopsida; Fabales; Fabaceae.